AUGACCUCGCAUCUCGCCACCGCUCGCGCAGCGCAUCUUCAAGCAUCAUCCGAAGCGCUCAUGACCACCUCACCCUCAAUCUCCGCAUAUCUUCAAAUCCAGCUAUUCCACGAUGGCAAACCAACAACAACAAGAAGAACAACUCAACCAUGCUCUUCCUGCGGCACAUUUCUCUUUCCAGGCUAUAAUUCCUCCAUAACGAACGCGAAGAAACGUACGCGUCAAGAUCGUCUUGCCGGAAAAUUCUCUGCGGCAAAAAUCCUCAAAUGCUCGACUUGCGAGACGACGCAUCAGAUUCUUCCUGCAGCAACAACAGCAGCGAAGACGACGACGACGAAACCCACGGGGAUCAAGAAACGCGGCAUAACGUCUGGUGGAGGAAAUAGUGCCACAGCCAGCUCCUCAUCAACAACCGCAGCAGCAACAAGUAUAGCGCAACCUUCGGAAUCGGAAUAUAAUUCACCUUCAGGCUUGUCCGCUUCUUCUAUUAUUUCUACGACUACGGCCUCGAAAUCCCGGAAUCGGAAGAAUAAGAAAUCGAGUUUACAAGCUCUGUUAUCAAGCAAUAGGAGUAACAUCACUACAGGUACUAGUAUUGGUACUAGUACUAGCACUACUUCUAAAAAAGGGUUUGGAUUAGGUUUAGGAGAUUUCAUGAAAUGA
Molecule: messenger RNA, 663 nt
Organism: Sphaerulina musiva SO2202
Lineage: Eukaryota; Fungi; Ascomycota; Dothideomycetes; Mycosphaerellales; Mycosphaerellaceae
Exons: 1
Coding region: 1-663 (220 amino acids)
Source: RefSeq, a predicted model, not a curated record